This is a messenger RNA of Clonostachys solani, 2199 nucleotides long. The record is from the annotation of a GenBank genome assembly. Lineage: Eukaryota; Fungi; Ascomycota; Sordariomycetes; Hypocreales; Bionectriaceae.
AUGGCAAACGAGAGCAUUGGGCAGUCGUUCCAGGCACAUCAACACCCUGCCCAGUACUCCGACAAUGUAAAAUAUUUGAGCGACGGCGAGAUCCAGCAGUUCAUUGAUGAUCUCGAUCACAAUGACGAUGGCUUCAUCGACUACAAGGAGAUUGAGCAAAAGCUCGAUCAAGCUCAUCAAGAGCUUGUGCCCAAACCUGACGCGCAUCACAUCAUCAAACGCGGGCACGAUUCCCAUGACAAAGACGCCCGACACGUCUUCCUCAGGAGUCUGAUGGGCUCGGACGCCGAUCGCAUUUCUCGUCAAGACUUCGCAGACAUCGUUCGCCAAUGGAACAUCCCUUCCUUGAAGCAGGCCAAGAAAGACGAGGAAGAUGAGAAGACGUACUUCAGACGGCGGCCGGGCUGGCGCAAGAUCAGGGCUUACUGGGCUGUCCACGGCCCUGAAGUCGCCUUUCUCGCUCUUGUGAUCUCGAUGCAGGUUACUUUCGGCGUCUGGCAGCUUGUGAAAUAUUACACGACGCCUGAAUACCGGGCUGCGUUUGGUUGGGGAGUUGUUAUGGCUAAAACCUGCGCGGGCGCCCUCUACCCGACCUUCUUCUUCCUCAUCUUGAGCAUGUCCCGGUAUCUAUCAACAGCGCUCCGCAGGUCAUACUACAUUUCAAGGUUCAUCAACUGGGACUUGUCCCAAGAUUUCCACAUUCGAAUUUCUUGUGUGGCUAUUCUCCUUGCCACUCUACAUGCCCUCGGCCACCUGACUGGAUCGUUUGUCCACGGGAGCAACCCUAACAAUGAGCAAGAGGUGGCCAAUUUACUAGGACCUGACUCGGUCCCGCGUCCUUACAUCGCCUACAUUCGCUCCCUGCCUGGGUUUACCGGUCUUACAGCGCUAGGGCUUAUGUACACUUUGUCUCUUCUCAGUAUCCCGCAGGUGCGCCGUUGGAGCUAUGAGAUUUUUCAACUGGGACAUCUUCUAAUGUUCCCUAUAAUCGGCUUGAUGAUGGCUCACGGUACAGCCCACCUUCUUCAAUGGCCCAUGUUCGGUUACUUCCUCGCUUUCCCAACGUUGCUGGUGCUCGUUGAACGGGCGACCCGUAUCCUGCUGGGAUUUCACUCCAUCUCUGCGCGGCUCAAGGUUCUAGAUGACGAAGCGGUGGAAGUCACCGCCGUGAUUCCAAGCGAACGAUUGUGGAAGUAUCGCGCGGGACAGUAUAUCUUCCUGCAGGUUCCUAAAAUAAGCUUCUUUCAGUGGCAUCCGUUUACUGUAUCAUCUUGCCGCGGCAACGAGAUGACCGUCCAUAUCAAGACAGAUGGCAACUGGACGAGGAGGCUACGCGAGCUGGGUGGUACAACAGGUGAUUCAGAGAUCCGUGUUGGGGUAAACGGACCUUUUGGGGCUCCUGCUCAGCGUUUCUAUGAUUUUAGUCAUUCAGUUAUCAUUGGUGCUGGCAUAGGCGUUACUCCGUUCUCGGGGAUUCUCGCCGAUUUGCAGCACAAGGAUGACCUGGACCAUGGUGGCCCAUUAGGACUGACUGUGCAUUCCGAUUCAUCGAACGAAACAUCGCAGACCACACCAGGCCUGACUGAGAGCUCGAGUGAUGAAACAAGGCCGGAGGGCCAAGUAAGAAAUGAAGAGCUGCUCUCGGACGAUGAUGCGAGGGAUUUUGCAGAUGACUAUCGCCGGGUGGAUUUCCAUUGGAUGGUCCGGGACAGAAACUAUUUGCUCUGGAUUUCUGACCUCCUGAAUGAAGUCUCUGUUAGUCAAACCUGGCACCGCGAGAACGAACGACACCGACACUUGGAAAUUCGCCUGAAUACACACGUUACGGCCAAGAGUAAGAGCGUGGUGACACACGUCUACCGCUGGCUCUUGGAAAUGCACCGCACCAAGGAGCAUCCAGCCUCGCCGCUCACUGGCCUGUUGAACCCUACGCACUUUGGACGGCCUGAUUUCGAUAAGAUUCUGGACGAGCAUUACGACGAGCUGCGGGAAGAUCAAUUGAAGAUGCGAAAGAAGGAAUCGGAAAGCUCCCCUGGCCUUGGAGAUAACCUCGACAAGGAGCUCAAGGUGGGCGUUUUCUAUUGCGGAGCGCCGGUUGUUGGAGAGAUUCUCGCCGAUAAGUGCAGAGAGUUGACCACGAGAGGCCGACAUGAUGGGAGUAAGAUUGAAUAUCAUUUCAUGAUCGAGGUAUUUGGCUAG